Molecule: messenger RNA, 3795 nt
Organism: Symphalangus syndactylus (siamang)
Lineage: Eukaryota; Metazoa; Chordata; Mammalia; Primates; Hylobatidae
Gene: CD28
Product: CD28 molecule
Biological process (GO): positive regulation of T cell proliferation; T cell activation; T cell costimulation
Cellular component (GO): external side of plasma membrane; membrane
Source: RefSeq, a predicted model, not a curated record
AUCAAAACAACGUUAUAUCCUGUGUGAAAUGCUGCAGUCAGGAUGCCUUGUGGUUUGAGUGCCUUGAUCAUGUGCCCUAAGGGGAUGGUGGCGGUGGUGGUGGCCGUGGAUGACGGAGACUCUCAGGCCUUGGCAGGUGCGUCUUUCAGUUCCCCUCACAAUUCGGGUUCCUCGGGGAGGAGGGGCUGGAACCCUAGCCCAUCGUCAGGACAAAGAUGCUCAGGCUGCUCUUGGCUCUCAACUUAUUCCCUUCAAUUCAAGUAACAGGAAACAAGAUUUUGGUGAAGCAGUCGCCCAUGCUUGUAGCGUACGACAAUGCGGUCAACCUUAGCUGCAAGUAUUCCUACAAUCUCUUCUCAAGGGAGUUCCGGGCAUCCCUUCAUAAAGGACUGGAUAGUGCUGUGGAAGUCUGUGUUGUGUAUGGGAAUUACUCCCAGCAGCCUCAGGUUUACUCAAAAACGGGGUUCAACUGUGAUGGGAAAUUGGGCAAUGAAUCAGUGACAUUCUACCUCCAGAAUUUGUAUGUUAACCAAACAGAUAUUUACUUCUGCAAAAUUGAAGUCAUGUAUCCUCCUCCUUACCUAGACAAUGAGAAGAGCAAUGGAACCAUUAUCCAUGUGAAAGGGAAACACCUUUGUCCAAGUCCCCUAUUUCCCGGACCUUCUAAGCCCUUUUGGGCGCUGGUGGUGGUUGGUGGAGUCCUGGCUUGCUAUAGCUUGCUAGUAACAGUGGCCUUUAGUAUUUUCUGGAUGAGGAGUAAGAGGAGCAGGCUCCUACACAGUGACUACAUGAACAUGACUCCCCGCCGCCCUGGGCCCACCCGCAAGCAUUACCAGCCCUAUGCCCCACCGCGUGACUUCGCAGCCUAUCGCUCCUGACACGGACGCCUAUCCAGAAGCCAGCCGGCUGGCAGGCCCCAUCUGCUCAAUAUCACUGCUCUGGAUAGGAAAUGACCACCUCAUCUCCAGCCGGCCACCUCAGGCCCCUGUUGGGCCACCAAUGCCGAUUUUUCUCGAGUGAUUAGACCAAAUAUCAAGAUCAUUUUGAGACUCUGAAAUGAAGUAAAAGACAUUUCCUGUGACAGGCCAAGUCUUACAGUGCCAUGGCCCACAUUCCAACUUACUAUGUACUUAUUGACUUGACUGAGAAGUUAGGGUAGAAAACAAAAAGGGAAUGGAUUCUGGGAGCCUCUUUCCUUUCUCACUCACCUGCACAUCUCAGUCAAGCAAAGUGUGGUAUCCACAGACAUUUUAGUUGCAGAAGAAAGGCUAGGAAAUCAUUCCUUUUGGUUAAAUGGCUGUUUAAUCUUUUGGUUAGUGGGUUAAACGGGAUAAGUUAGAGUAGGGGGAGGGAUAGGAAGACAUAUUUAAAAACCAUUAAAACACUGUCUCCCACUCAUGAAAUGAGCCACUUAGUUCCUAUUUAAUGCCGUUUUCCUUUUAGUUUAGAAAUAUGUGGACAUUGUCUUUUAUGAAUUCUGAUCAUAUUUAGUCAUUUUGACCAAAUGAGGGAUUUGGUCAAAUGAGGGAUUCCCUCAAAGCAGUAUCAGGUAAACCAAGUUGCUUUCCUCACUCCCUGUCAUGAGACUUCAGUGUUAAUGUUCACAAUAUACUUUUGAAAUAAUAAAAUAGUUCUCCUACACGAAGAAAGAAUAUGUCAGGAAAUAAGGUCACUUUAUGUCAAAAUUAUUUGAGUACUAUGGGACCUGGCGCAGUGGCUCACGCUUGUAAUCCCAGCACUUUGGGAGGCCGAGGUGGACAGAUCACUUGAGAUCAGGACCAGCCUGGUCAAGAUGGUGAAACUCCGUCGGUACUAAAAAUACAAAAUUUAGCUGGGCCUGGUGGCAGGCACCUGUAAUCCCAGCUGCCCAGGAGGCUGAGGCAUGAGAAUCGCUUGAACCUGGCAGGCGGAGGUUGCUGUGAGCAGAGAUCGUGCCACAGCUCUCCAGCCUGGGCGACAGAGUGAGGCUCCGUCUCAAACAACAACAACAACAAAACCACAAAAUUAUUUGAGUACUAUGACAGAUUAUUUGUCUAACAGUUCAUUCCAAUCAGAUCAGGUAGGAGCUUUCCUGUUUCAUAUGUUUCAGGGUUGCACAGUUGGUCUCUUUAUUGUUGGUGUGGAGAUCCAAAGUGGGUUGUGGAAAAAGCGUCCAUAGGAGAAGUGAGAAUACUGUGAAAAAGGGAUGUUAGCGUUCAUUAGAGUAUGAGGAUGAGUCCCAAGAAGGUUCUUUGGAAAAAGGACGAAUAGAAUAAUGGAAUGAUGAAAUUCUUGCCAUGUGCUGAGGAGAUAGCCAGCAUUAGGUGACAAUCUUCCAGAAGGUGUCAGGCAGAAGGAGCCCUGGUGAGAGCUCCUUUACAGGGACUUUAUGUGGUUUAGGGCUCAGAGCUCCAAAACACUGGGCUCGGCUGCUCUGUACCUUGGAGGUCCAUUCACAUGGGAAAGUAUUUUGGAAUGUGUCUUUUGAGAGAGCAUCAGAGUUCUUAAGGGACUGGGUAAGGCCUGACCCCGAAAUGACCAUGGAUAUUUUUCUACCUAUAGUUUGAGUCAACUAGAAUAUGCCUGGGGACCUUGAAGAAUGGCCCUUCAGCGGCCCUCACCAUUUGUUCAUGCUUCAGUUAAUUCAGGUGUUGAAGGAGCUUAGGUUUUAGAGGCACAUAGACUUGGUUCAAGUCUCGUUAGUAGUUGAAUAGCCUCAGGCAAGUCACUGCCCACCUAAGAUGAUGGUUCUUCAACUAUAAAAUGAAGACAAUGGUCACAAAUGUCUCUUCCUGUAGUAUAAUCUCCAUGAGGGCAUGGCCCAAGUCUGUCUUUGUCUCUGUCUAUCCCUGACAUUUAGUAGCAUGCCUGACAUACAAUGUUAGCUAUUGGUAUUAUUGCCAUAUAGAUAAAUUAUGUAUAAAAAUUAAACUGGGCAAUAGCCUAAGAAGGGAGGAAUAUUGUAACACAAAUUUAAACCCACUACACAGGGAUGAGGUGCUAUAAUAUGAGGACCUUUUAACUUCCAUCAUUUUCCUGUUUUUUGAAAUAGUUUAUCUUGUAAUGAAAUAUAGGGCAUCUCCCACUUUUAUGUAUAGAAAGAGGUCUUUUAAUUUUUUUUUUUUUUAAUGUGAGAAGGAAGGAAGGAGUAGGAAUCUUGAGAUUCCAGAUAGAAAAUACUGUACUUUGGUUGAUUUUUAAAUGGGCUUCCAUUCCAUGAAUUUAAUCAGUCCCAAGAAGAUCAAACUCAGCAGUACUUGGGUGCUGAAGAACUGUUGGAUUUACCCUGGCAUGUGUGCCACUUGCCAGCUUCUUGGGCACACAGAGUUCUUCAAGCCAAGUUAUCAGAUUGUAUUUGAAAAUGACAGAGCUGGAGAGCUUUUCGAAAUGGCAGGGGCAAAUAAAUAAAUAAAUACUUUUUUUUAAAUGGAAAGACUUGAUCUAUGGUAAUAAAUGAUUUUGUUUUCUGACUGGAAAAGUAGGCCUACUAAAGAUGAAUCACACUUGAGAUGUUUCUUACUCACUGCACAGAAACAAAGAAGAAAUGUUAUAUAGGGAAGUCCGUUUUCACUAUUAGUAUGAACCAAGAAAUGGUUCAAAAACAGUGGUAGAAGCAAUGCUUUUAUAGUUUCAGAUAAGGUAGUUAUGAAGAAAACAAUGUCAUUUGCUGCUAUUAUUGUAAGAGUCUUAUAAUUAAUGGUACUCCUGUAAUUUUUGAUUGUGAGCUCACCUAUUUGGGUUAAGCAUGCCAAUUUAAAGAGACCAAGUGUACAUUAUGUUCUAUAUAUUCAGUGAUAAAAUUACUAAACUACUAUA